Pyrus x bretschneideri (Chinese white pear) is the source of this 2192-nucleotide messenger RNA. Its product is annotated as putative clathrin assembly protein At2g01600. The record is from RefSeq and is a predicted model, not a curated record. NCBI's taxonomy places the organism in Eukaryota, Viridiplantae, Streptophyta, Magnoliopsida, Rosales, Rosaceae. The coding region runs from base 258 to 1949 and encodes 563 amino acids. The transcript has 15 exons. Gene Ontology annotation, molecular function: 1-phosphatidylinositol binding; clathrin heavy chain binding; phosphatidylinositol-4,5-bisphosphate binding. Gene Ontology annotation, cellular component: clathrin-coated vesicle; clathrin-coated pit. Gene Ontology annotation, biological process: clathrin-dependent endocytosis; vesicle budding from membrane; clathrin coat assembly.
GUGUUUCUGCUUUGCAGCCUGUCGCUCUUGAAUUCUUCUUUUUCUUUUCUCUUCGCAUAAUUUCUUCAAAGUCCUUCGCUUUCCUCUCUCUUCCUCCAACCCAUCGGAGCCAGAGAGAGAGAAGAGAGAGAAACAAGGUCUGCAAGCCAGGUCACUGUGUCUUAUUCUAGAGAGAGAAAGUGGUGGUGAGAGAGAGAGAGAGCGAUCUGAGCGGUAGAGGAAUUGGGGUGGUACAGUAGAAGAAGAAGCGGAGAGAAAUGGGGACGCUUCAGACGUGGAGGAAAGCCUACGGCGCUCUCAAAGACUCCACCAAAGUCGGCCUUGCCCACGUCAAUAGCGAUUACGCGGAUUUGGAUGUUGCGAUAGUGAAAGCCACCAACCACGUCGAGUGCCCGCCCAAAGAGAGACACCUCAGAAAGAUUCUGAUUGCCACAUCGUCAAUUCGGCCACGGGCGGAUGUUGCUUAUUGCAUUCAUGCUCUUUCGAGAAGAUUAAGCAAGACCCAUAAUUGGACGGUAGCUUUGAAAACAUUGAUAGUUAUCCAUAGGACCUUGAGGGAGGGUGAUCCUACUUUCAGAGAAGAACUUCUAAGUUUCUCUCAGAGAGGACGAAUUCUCCAGCUUUCUAAUUUCAAAGACGAUUCCAGCCCCAUUGCUUGGGAUUGCUCUGCAUGGGUGCGUACUUAUGCAUUGUUUUUGGAGGAACGACUCGAAUGCUUUAAGGUUCUGAGGUAUGACAUUGAAGCUGAACGUCUUCCAAGGCCUGCCCAGGGGCAGGAGAAGGGAUAUAGUAGAACCCGAGAACUGGAUAGUGAAGAGUUGUUGGAGCAGUUGCCUGCCUUACAGCAGCUUCUGUAUCGUCUUAUUGGUUGCCGGCCAGAAGGAGCAGCUUCCAGCAAUUACGUUAUACAGUAUGCUCUGGCCCUGGUAUUGAAAGAGAGCUUUAAAAUUUAUUGUUCCAUCAAUGAUGGGAUCAUAAAUCUUGUUGAUAAGUUUUUUGAGAUGCCAAGACAUGAAGCUGUUACAGCCCUUGAUGUUUAUAAACGAGCUGGUCAGCAGGCUGCAGGUCUCUCUGAUUUUUAUGACGUUUGCAAAGGAUUGGAACUUGCUAGGAACUUCCAGUUUCCGUUCUUGAGAGAGCCUCCGCAAUCGUUCCUCGUAACAAUGGAAGAGUAUAUAAGAGAGGCACCACGGGCUGUGACUGUUCCAAAUGAGACAUUGCUUUUGACAUAUAGACCAGAAGAACCUUCGGAAGAUACAAAAUUGUCUGGUGAUGAAUCCGAGCCACCAGCUUUAGACAUUGUGCCUGUGUCUAAUGUUGAGACAGAAGCUCCUCUGUCGCCACCACCUCCACCUCCACCUCCUCAAAGUAGCAUGACCACUGGAGAUUUACUGGGAUUGGAUUAUAGUGCAGCUGAUGUAUCUGCGAUUGAGGACAGAAAUGCUUUAGCUCUAGCUAUAAUUACAUCUGAAGCUGAUGCAGCUCCGACAUUCAAUUCUAGUGCAGUCCAAACAAAUGGUUUUGAUCCUACUGGAUGGGAACUUGCCUUGGUCACCACUCCAAGUACCGACAUUUCAGCACCGAAUGAGAGACAAUUGGCUGGUGGGUUAGACUCACUCACUCUGAACAGCUUGUACGAUGAAGGAGCAUAUAGGGCAUCUCAGCAACCUGUUUAUGGAUCUCCAGCUCCAAAUCCGUUUGAGGUCCAAGACCCAUUUGCUUUUUCAAACCAUGUUGCUCCCCCUCCCGGAGUUCAAAUGGCGGCAAUGUCUCAACAGCAGUCCAACCCCUUUGGUCAUUUCCAACCAACCUACCAGCAGCCACAGCCGAAUGUGAUGAUGGGCGCAACAAAUCCUUUCGGUGAUACCACUGGGUUUGGGGCAUUUCCUGCAAAUCCUGCUCCUCACCCGCAAACUAGCAAUCCAUUUGGAAGCGCUGGCCUUCUGUGAGGACACAUGCUUUGAUCAUCUGAAAUAGUGUAAUCCACGCAGCGCAGCGACGUUGGUUUUGGUGUAUUUGGCGAGUGUAGCACAUACGGGGUUUGGAUUUGGUUUGUGAGGAUGGUGUUUGACAGCAUGAACAUAAGAAGUGGGGUAAAAGUCAGGCGAGUGAAUAGUGAAGUAUGUAAUAAUUAGUUGAUACAUUUUAGAAAUUCUUGUAAUUUUGUUUAAUCAAAAGAAAGAAGUUAUGUA